Messenger RNA from Penicillium samsonianum, 1485 nucleotides. RefSeq names its product Pal1 family protein. Gene Ontology annotation, cellular component: cytoplasm. The coding region runs from base 1 to 1485 and encodes 494 amino acids. The record is from RefSeq and is a predicted model, not a curated record. The transcript is spliced from 4 exons. Lineage: Eukaryota; Fungi; Ascomycota; Eurotiomycetes; Eurotiales; Aspergillaceae.
AUGAAUGCCACUCCAGCGCUUGGAUAUGCGCCUGGCGUCUCGCUGGCCCCGCAACAACACCAAGCUUCUCCAACAGCAGCCAGUUUUGGUUCCAAUAACCCCUUCCGAAACCGCGCUCUUUCGCCCUCAGUUGCUGGAUCUAUUUCAUCGAACAACCGUCCGGAACGCCCACGCUCUACAAACCCAUUCUUAGAUGACACGGAGGCGAUGUCUCCGCAGUCAGCCCCUGGCAUGUCAACUGGUGUCAGCAUGAUCUCUCCGAUUGAGAAGAAUGAUAUGUCGAGCAACACUCGGGAGCUCUUUGAGUCCCUCUCUCUCAAGCCUGCUCCACAGCCAAAUCGUCCUCGGCCCGCGGCAUCUGAUGCCACUCAACGCGCUCCCUCGAAUCGCAACAGACCCCCAAGGGAGCGCCCGGAGCGCCCACCAGGACGAUCGGCAGCGUCGAAAGAGAAAGAUCCGCUUGACAUAUUCGCCGAUCCCCCUACUUCGUCCCAAACUGCCAAGGACAAGGCGCCCCGUCGUCCCCGGCGGAACUCGGAGUCUUCCGUAAUGGACCGAGGCUCGAAGUUGUUGGAUGUUGAUGACGACGAGAAGCGCCGACGCGAACGGCGUCAUCGCGACCGAGAGGGUCGUAGCAAAGAUGGCAAAUCGCGCUCGGGCCGCAAGGACCGACGACUUGAUAUCAUUGAUAAGUUGGAUGUGACGAGUAUCUACGGUACUGGAAUGUUCCACCACGAUGGUCCGUUUGAUGCCUGCAACCCCCAUCGCAAUCGCCGUGGCGUGCGUACCGCGCCAAUGCAAGCCUUCCCCAAAGGUUCCACCAACAUGGCUCUGGGCGGCACAGGCCCCAACAACUCUAACAUCGAUCUCAAUCUUUUCCAUGGCACAAUGGAGGAAGGCCACAACGACUUCUCCACCGCUGCUCGCCGCAAUGCUGAGACGGGCGUCAUAGAUCCUACUGCCCGAGUGGACCCGAUUCAUGGACCCCAGACUAUGGGACUGGGAACCAGCACCUUCCUCGAUGGAGCUCCGGCUAGUCGAUCUGCCAUGGCACGCCGUCAAAGCGAGAAUGAAGGCAGUCUGGCACCGAAUGGUGGUGGCCUUGCACGAAAGAAGAGUUUGGCUCAGCGACUACGUGGACGAGGUGCUGGACCUGGCCGCAUUGCUUCUCCAACCGACAAUUUUGCCCCCGCUGCGCCACAGGUGGGCUCCAGUCAUUCUGGAUCCGCCCGUGCCAAUGAGAGAAACCCCUACUUCCAAGAAGAGGAAUACGAGGAAGAGUGGGACAAGAAGGGAUCGAGUAUCGAAGCUCGCCUUGAGGGCGGCCGAGUUCGAUCGUCUAGCAGCCCCAAGCAAAUGGAGCGCAAGACCACCAACGACCGACCUUACGAAGAGUCGAAGCUUAACCCUGGUGGUGGUGGCGGGUUCUUGAACCGGAUGAAGAGUCUGCGCAAACCCAAGCCGGAAAGACGGACCAGCGACUGA